Messenger RNA from Astrephomene gubernaculifera, 10944 nucleotides. The record is from the annotation of a GenBank genome assembly. NCBI's taxonomy places the organism in Eukaryota, Viridiplantae, Chlorophyta, Chlorophyceae, Chlamydomonadales, Astrephomenaceae.
AACUUCUGUAGGAUUUACCAAAGCUAUUUUACCUUUCCAUACUUAACGUCGCGUUGCCCCUACCAACUAAACACUGUAUUUGCAAUGCUAUCCUUUGCUGGAUGCUCGUAUGCACUGCCAUAACUCAUGAACUUCAGCUUUGGCUCCGGCAAUGGAGCAAAAGGAGAUUGAACCUUUUGAGAACUCGUUGCCGUCUUGGCCAAAUUUUGACGAGGGCGACGCAGACGACGAUGACGACGAAUAUAAGGCAGACAGCGAUGCAGAGGUUGACGAUAGCGAUACAGACGACGCUGAUGAGCAGGAGGCGCUUCCUCAGGAGGAAGAUUCAUUGCAUCUAUCGGACUUCGCUGACGAUGUCUUAGAUAGCCUGGAGGAGAAGGUGCUGAGCGACAGCGAGUGUGUUGAAAGCGAUGCCGAGGAUGAAGACGAGGAGGCCGGCCUCGAUCCGACCGCUUCUCAGCAGCAGGACUCAGCAGCACCAGUGGAACCUGACCUCGAAGCAACUUCAACAUGGUCCUCGCAGCAGCAUCAGCGCCCGCCACGUGUGAGGUCUGCCCGCAAGGCAAAGCAGCCGGGCAAAGAACGGGACACAUCGUCAACGCCGCGAGGGCGGCGGGCUGGGGGGUCGGGGGCCCCCGCCGCCGCCCCCAACCACCAUCGGCACAAGCCGGCGCUUGCGACUGUACCCGAAGACGGCACUCUGGAGCGUCCGGGUCAGCCGCCGCCGCAGCAGCAGGGCCAUGGUCAUGGGAACUUGCCUCCGUGGGACGGUGGCCAGGAUGGGCAGGUUGACGCCACGCCUCGUGCGCAGCAGCAGUUGUCGCAGGGUCUUGACGGUGACGCUAUGCUGACACCGCAGCAAGAGCAUGCGGCGGGGUUUGGGGGAGGCCGCCAGGCGGCAUCUCGGGCGGAUUUGACGCCUCAACCGCAGCAGCUGCAGGCGCAUGGCCGGCACCUGCCUCCUCUGCAGGAACAGACGCCCGUAAGCAAUGGACGGUGUCAGCAGCAGCAACAGGCGCACGGAAGCAGUCAGGGGGUAUGCCCUGCUGCCGACCCGCCUUGCGGCCAGGUACCUCCCAUGGGCGACCUGCUUGGUGCCGCGGGUGCUGGCGCCGGCAGCGGUGCUCCACACAAUGCCGAACAGCUUAAGCAUCAACGCACGCAGCAGCAACAGCAGUUCACUCAGCCGCCACAGGCGCAUCCACAGGGCCCAGGCGCAGCAGCUGGCGAGGCUGUUGCCUGGCCGUCUUCUGGUGGCAUUUGCCGGCGCACGCGCGCGCAUGUGUCGCUGCGGGAUGUGGAUCUUGAGGAGCUGGAGCAGCAGCUGCCGGAGUAUGUGGACAUGGAGGAGAUUGAGCUGGCGGAAGACGACGAGGAGUACGGCAAAUUCCUGCAGUCGCUCUUUGACGAGACAGCUUCCCUGCCCGAGGACAGCUCGGAUGAAGACCCGGAUUUUAUGGCGGAUCUGGAUCUCGAUUUCGACGAGGGCAGCAACGCAGGCACCCAGAGCGGCGACGGCGAGUGGAUGCGGCUGUUGAACGGCUCCACGCGGCGUGACGGCAGGCUGCGGAACGGUGGCGACGGGGGAGGUGCGGAUAGUCCUGCACGGAGGACACGGGCUCGUUCUAGACGCCAGACAGGUCGCAGCAGUAGGAGCAACUCCUCGGGUGGGGCGGGACCCUCGAGCGGGUCCGUGGGCAUCACGGGGGAGCAGCUCUCCACGCUGCAUGCGCAGCUGCACUGCCACAGCCAGAUGCUGGUGCAGAUGUACGCCCUGUUGUCUUUGGACAGGGACUUGGAGGCGCAGCAGCUGGCGGCAAAGACCGAUACUCUCAUCCAGCGGCUCAUGACGGCUCGGGACGCGCAGGGGUCCGCACGACAGGGGCUGGGCCUGCCCGCCUUCACAGCCGAGGACCUCUGUCGCCCCGCACCUCCGCCCGCACUGCUGCUGCCCCAACAGCUGACCUCCGGGGCAGCUGCAGCCGCCGGCACGAACCCCACUGCCACGGGGCCUGCUACCGGCAGCGAGGGAGGCGUGCCUGCGGAUGGCCUCGCUGAAGGUGCUGCUGCGCCUACUGGUGUUGCUGCCCCCGCGAUGACUGCCUCCAUGCAAGCCCUGCCUUUUGGCGUGGGUGCUGCUGCUACCGCUCCCGCCACAACCGCAGUCUUAGCAGCAGCCAACCCACAUGGCGCCUACGGAGCGUAUGGUGCGUACGAUGGCAUGGAGGCCACGCGAGACGACGCAGGCAGCAACAGCGCCGCAGCUGCGGUGGCAGCGGCCGGCAGCGCCGCUGCCGACUUGGAUUGUGACCUGGCUGCCGGCGCCGUGGCGGCAGGCAUCCCAGCAUUUAAGGCUGCGGCGGCGGCUCGGAGCACGGCGUUGGGUGCGGCCAUUCGGGCGUUUCGGCCGGCUUGGUGGCCCGGGCCUAGCGGGGAGGUCUGGUCGGUGCUGGAUGUGGUGCCGCUGAGGAAGUUUCCGGAGGUGCAGGAAGCCCUGCGUGCGCUGCCGCCCAUGCCCAUCAGCGCUCUGCAGGAGCAGCGGGAGCUGCUGGCAUCAGCCAAGGACAAGCGGAAGAGCCGGCGGCGGCGGGGCUGCGACCCGCUGGUCACUGCCACAGAGUACAUUCAGCCGGCGCUGCAGUGCUUGCAGGGUCAUCUCGCAGUGGCGCUGCUGUACGCGCCCAGCCCGCCCGUGCCGCCCUCCUACUGGACCAACUCGGAAGACGAGCUGCUGAUGUACGGCAUCGCCCGGUACGGCUCCAAUUGGCGCCGCAUUGCGGGUACGCUGUUGCCAUGCCGCAACUCGACGCAAGUCGCCAACCGCCACAAGAACAUCAACGCGCGGGGUCGCGUCAUGGACCACGUGCUGGCGCUGGCUCAGGGGGCGCACCAUGGGGCGGGAGCCGCCGCAAGUCAGCCUGGAGCGGGUCCCGAGGCCGCUGCACCCCAUGCACUUCGCGCGGGGGCUGAGGGAGGUGCAAGGCUUGCGGCGGGGGCUGCUGCCGCACGGGUUGGUUUCGGAGCCGGUGGAGCGAAUGGAACCCUGGCUGGAACAGGCGGUGCUGCAGCCGCAGCGGGUGGACGUAAAGGGAAGGCGUCUUCGGGGGUUCUAGCGAAAGCCAAGGACCCAAGUGGUGCAGCAGCGGCUGCUGUGUGCGGGACUGCUGCCCAGCAGCAACAGCAACAGCCACACAUGCAACAGGCGCAGUUGCCGGUUCCUGGCGCCACCAACGCAUUUGGAUUGGGAGCGGCAGCAGCAGCUGGCACCACAGCAGCAACCACGGUGGCAGCAGGCGGAGGUGUUGCGAACGCUCCCAGCAUUGUGCCGCCCAUGCACCCCGAUCUGGUCGCCCUGGUCAACGCCGCACGCAACCUCGGCUUGCCGCCCGCUGUCGCAGCUGCGCAAAUCCUGCAAAUGCAGCAGCAACUGCGGCUGAACCAGCAGCAGCAGCAACCGCCGCCGCGGCCCGCACCCGCUCCUCAGGUGCCGCUGCCAAUCGCCAUGCAGUUGGUGGCCCAGCUGCAGAAGCCGGGCGGGGCCAUGGCUGCACGGCUGCUAGCAGCACAGCUGCAGGAGCCUUCAACCGCGUCCGCUGCUGUCACAGCCCUCCAGCUGGCUUCCCAGCAGCUCCUGCAGCAACAGCAACAGCAGCCUUCUAGUCUCUUGGCAGCACUGGCUGCGGCAGCUGCAGCCUCUGGGCAAUCGGUAGCAGGCAUGGGUGCGGGUGUCAGCGGCGGCGGCGGAGCGGUAGCAGCGGUGCUUGGCGGAGGGGUAGAUCCAGCUACCACGAACGGGCUUUCUGGACUUAGCGCUGGCUUAGCGGCACCGGUUGCGAGUGCAACAACUACGAGUGCUGCAGCUGCCGCUGGUGGCGGUGGUGCGGCGGCAUCGCAGCAAUCGUCGCUGCUGUCUGUGGCCGCUCAGCUGUUGCAGGUCGGCGCAAAGCCCGUGGUGGUGACGCCGUCGCUCGUGCACCUGCAAGUCCCACCGCAGCUCGCCAUGUCUGAGCCCCAGGUUAUUCCCUUGGCGGGUCCGCUGGCUGGCAUGAAGCUGCCUAUCUCAGCAGCCGCGGCUGCAGCGGCGGCAGCAGCCGUGCAGUUACAGCGUCAGCAAGGAAACCCAACGCUGCCGACGCAGGGAAUGCCCGUAGCACCUCCUGACGUUGCCGCUGCAGCAGCAGCGGCUGCUGGGGCCGGCAUGCAGGCGGCCUUACCGCUAGGGUCGGGGACGUCCGCCGCCGUUGCCGAUCCUUCGGGUCACGGCACAGGCGCGUUGUUCACCGGGCAGGGAGGCGUUGGUUCGUCGCAUGCAGGCUCGAUGCUGCAGCUCAUGUCCUGUGGGAGUGGUCCGGCAAUAGAGCCCUACGCCCCACCGCCGCCGUGGCAGCAGGAGGAGGACGAUGACUCCAGAAUGCCCUGGUCGCCGCCCCGGUCACCAUCGCCGCCGCCACUAUCACCACCGCUGCCCCAUGCAGCAGCAGCCCCACCGCACGUUGCAGGGGAGGAGAUACCUGUGCCCCACGGAGCAUCAGGCUUCACGCCAGCUGGGCAUCCGCACUUGACCGAUGGUGCUACCUCCGACACCGCUCUCAUACCACCACACACCGCUGCUGGGCCCCACAUGGGCUUUGCGCCGGCUCCCCCUAUGCUUCCGGGCAUGGAAGCGCAGCAGCACAGACAACAGCUGCAGCCGCAUGCGCACGCGCUCCCUCCUCGGCCGCCGCUGAUUCCCCAUUCAGGCAGCCUUCGAGACCGCCGCCGCAGUCGCGGCCCCAGCCCGGAGCCGCUACACCAGCUACACCACCACCAUCAUGGCACCCCUGGUGGAGGUUUCAGCCUCCUGCCACCUGAUCCCUUCUCUUCCAAUCUGCCUCCCGGAGUGCCCAUGCACCCGGGAAGCACCGCGCUGCCACCCGCCUUGCCCAGCCUCUCGGACAACUUCACACUAAACGGGCUGUCGGACAUGCUUUGCGCCGGCUUGAAGUCUGGCGCCGUCACGCCGGCGACGUGCCUGUCACCACAGGCCGGCACCAUGUCCGUGUUCUCUCAUGGUGGUACCAUGUCCUUGCUGCUGGGAGGAAGCUUGUGUCUGUCUUCGUUGCUUCAGGGCGACGGCGGCACGCCGACAAAGACCACGGCCGAUGGCACCACUGCUGACGCAGACGCGGACGAGGAAGCUGCUGUCGCAGGCUAUCGUAAUAAUAGGCACAGCGAGGGCACUGCCACGGUUACGGAGGUAUGCGAGCAGGAGGCGAGAGGUCUGCAAUCGCCGCGACCGCCGGCAUGUAACCAGCUGGCGCACCAACAGGAUCAGCCGCAUGCUCAGCUGGCAGAUCCUCGACUGGCCGCAGCGGCAGCGGCAGCAGCAGCAGCGGGAGCUGCAACAGGCGCCCUGCAUCAUCAGCUGCGCUCGCCCGCAGCCAAGCAGCUCUUUAGUCCCACCAGCCCUGUAGCAGCAGCGGGAGGCGUGCGGCAACGGCUGAUGCUAGGUGGGGAUGCGCCACCCUCGCACCGAGCCCUGGCGUUGCUGCGAGGCGUGGUGGAUGUGACGCCUUCAUCGGACCCGAAAGCGAAGCGGCGCAGUCGUAUCGCCGCCGCAGGGUUGGCUGCGGACCUCGCUCGACGUGAGCUCCAGCUAGCAGAGGUGGAACCCAGUCCUUUCGAGGGGACCGCGCAGAACGACCAGCUUGCGGGCGGCGGCAGCGACGGAUCCGGUCGCCAUCAACGGCGGCGGGAGGGGUUCCUGGAUGAUGCCGAGGGCAAGGGCGAGGGCCCACACCGCUCAAGGAGAACGUUGUUUGGCGAUAAUGACGGGGCAGGGACGGGCGAUGGCGAGGCUAGUCGGGGGUGUCCUUCACCGGAGGCGGCAAAGGAGGCUCAGCCGGCGGCAGAAGCUGCGGGUGGUGGUGAUGUGGAGGAGACAGAGGAGGCGCAUGACGGUGGGCUUGAACGCGUGCGAAAGCGUUUGCGUUUGCUUGAAGACGACGCGCAGCAGCAACAGCAGCAACGCAUCCAUCACCAGGUGCAUGCGGCCGCGGCGGCAGGAGCGCCCUCGCAGUUGGCAAUUCCGGCGAUGCAGUCGGAGGCACAGCCGCCGGCAAAUCGAAGGCAGGCUGCGCAGAAACAGGUGAAAGCCGUUGCUGCAGUUGAGGAUGCCGCGUCUGGCGAGCGCGACGGCGCCGUUGCUGGCGUUGCAAUUCCUGCAAGGGAUGGCUGCGUCCUCGGCAACGGCGUUCGGGAGCAGCCGGGCAUUCACCAGGAGCCACAGUCGACGGUAGCGGCAGGCGGCAAGCGACGCACCGGGUUGACGUCAGCAGCCGCAGCCACAUGCGCUGCGGAUGCGACAACAAAGCGCGCUCGGCCUUUUGCUCCUGCUGCUGUUGCGGUGGCGCCCGCAGGAGGUCAGACGGCGCCGACCGAAGCACCUGUUGUCGCUGAUGACACAGCAGGCGCCGUAACAACCCACCAUACGGCACAGGCGCAAGGCCAGGCGGGUAAGCUUACUGGGCACAAACGAGGCAGGUCUGGAAGCAGCGGCAGCGGAAGCCGACAAGCGGCAGACAAGGCAACCGCCGCGGCGCAUCUUGAAGCGGCCCAGUCUAAUACUUCUUCUCCCGUGGAACGAGUCACCGCUGCUGCCGUCGCUCCUGACAAGCCCGGCGCAGUGGCAGGCAUGUCUGCGGCAGCCGCCGCUGCUUGCAAGAACCCAACCAUGCAGGCUGCGCCCGAACAUGCAUGCCCUGCUAGCGCUGCUGCUACCGGCGGCGGCGCCGUUGCUGCUUCACGCCCGCCCAAGGCUCCAGCGCGGAACAAGGGAGCUGCCACAGCUACACAUCAGCGUGCACCCCAGGCCGCCGCUGCUGCUGCCGCCGCCGCAGCAACAGCACGUCCGGGUACCGACGCCAGCAACAAUGACGGCGCUUUCGUGCCGUCAACCUCCCCGCAUCCGCCCUUGCCACCCCGUCCCCGACCUCUUGAACCGCUGCCAGGCACCAACGGCCACAACUAUACCGCCAGCAGAGCGGUAGAAGAUGACGAUGCUGCCGCAGGCGGGCUAUCCCGUGUGAACAGCUCAACAGCAUUAGCGCUCGGUGACACCUCACCUGGCGGCGGAUUAAGCGGUUUGCAAUCCAUCUUGUGCGGUGGCGGCGUCGACACGCUUGGCGGAACGAUGGACAUUGUGUCGUUGCUGCCGUCCAUUAGCACCCGCAGCCUUGCGGCAAUUGAGGCAGGCAUGGGCUCGCCUACGCCGCCGCCGCCGAUGCGGCCGCUGCCCGGUGCAGCUACCGCAAGGGCUGGAGCCGUGGUGUCUCCCACGGCCGGAACCGCGGGCGCCGCGGCAGCUGGUGCUGCGACGUUGCCGGGAUUCUUCAGCGGUGUUGGUGGCGCAGGCGGGUUUCUUUCGCCCCCGCAAAGUCAGAUGCUUCGCAUCUCGCCGCUUGCUCAGAGCGCAAACACGUUGAACACGCUGGACAUGUUCCCGCUGUUCAGCAACACGACGGACCUCUGGCAGGUGUUGCAAGCGGAUUCGGCCUGCGGCGCGGCGGCCUGCGGCGGCGGCGGCGGCAGCGCCGCGGCAACACGAGGGCCUGCAGGGACGCGGGUGGCAGUGGGCACGACAGCGGGCGGCGACGGCGCAGAUGAAGGCACCUGCGCCAAGGCGCCGGCGGCAGGGGCGACGCAGGCGCUAGGCAGCGAUGCAUGGACACGCUUCAUGGCGUUCUGCAGCCCUUCUGCCCAACAUCCCAACUCUGGAACCGCUGCUGCCGCCGCUGUUGGUGCUGCCACAACCGGCCCGCACAGAACCGAGCGCUCAAACAGCGCUUUCCAACCCUAUAUAAGCGGCGGAGGUGACGCCGCGCGUGGAACAUCUGUGGCUUGCGAUGCCGGCCGCAGCCGCGACGGCUUGAGCAGACCCUUCGUGUCAACAGCAGCAGUGGCUGCUGACAAGGACGCUGAGGCCACCGCUGCAGGCGGCGCAGCAGCAGCCUCCGUCUGUCUUGCCAACGUCGCUUCGCAGCCCCAUUCGCAACGCCAUGCGCCCGUGGCGACGCCCGAUGGCCGCCCAGCUGACGCAGACGCUCCCAUGCUUACCGGGGACGUGAGGACGACGCUUCCGGGGUCAGGCGCGGCGCCUGCUGACCAGCAGUUGGCGAAUCCGCCUUCACAGGUGGUAGUGGAGCCACUUGUUACGGCGCAGGUGCAGACCCAGGUCGCUGUGAAACCCAUGGAAGCGGCGGACGCAGGCCCGGUCGUCCCGCCUGCUGCCGAGCCGCCCAACGCACAGCCGCAGCGGUUGGAAGCUGCCGCCGCUGCAGCUGCUGCUCCGCCUGUUGUUCCAGGCAUCUUCUUGCCGCCUCUGACGCUGCCGUCCGCGCUGCAAAGGCGUGCAGCCGCGGCUGGGUUGGCGCCCGCUGAGGCGCCUGCUCCUGCUCCACAGCCGGCUGGCGAUGGAUCCGAUCCUGCCUCUGAGACGGUGUGCCUGUUUGGGCGAACGGUUAGCAAGCCGCCUCCGUUUGCCAGCCCUACCAUGCCAUCGGCUCGUGCGCUGCCGCGACGGUUCGAGUUGUCCGCUGCCGUGCAACCUGGCUCAGCGGCGGCGCAGCAACAUCAGCCGCCCCACACGUUACCUGCGGAGCAUGAUGGGCAAGAAGACCACCCUGCUACCACUUCCGUCAUGGCCGGGUCGAUUACCGCGGCCUUGGCAGCCGCUCCCAGCACGGCAGUACAUGACGACCCCGACGCCCCAAAGUCCAACCAGCAACCAGCCAUAUUGUCACCUUUGUUCACACCUGCACAUGGGCCCGGCGGAGGGCUAAGCCGCAACGCCGCAGCGGCCGCGGCUGCUGCUGCUGCCGCCGGCGGCGGCUUCUCCGAAACUCCCCGCUGGCAGGCGCCGCCGCUCGCUCCGGUGGCUGGCGCGGGUGCUCCGACACCGGCCUGCCCACCAACAGCCGUCGCCGGUGCCUUCCCCAUGGGGCGCUUCCAGCAAACCCCGGGCACGGAUCUGCACGGUUCCGUCGCUGUGGCAGCGCCCCUGUCGCUGACGCCUCUGCCGCCAGACGUUGCCGCCGCCGGACGCAGCUUCGCCCACGGCGCCCGAGGGGCGCUCGGACGGGUGGCUGCAUGGGACCCCCGGAGGCUGGACGCUGUGGCUCCCUGCACGUCCGAUUGGGCUUGUAAUGAUCCAGGACGGGGCAGCGGCGCCACAUGCCCUCCAAAGCGGCGUGGCGGCGCCGGCGCCGCCGACACCCCCGGCAAUGUCACAUGCUACAGCCACGUGGCAAAGCCUACGCGAUUCGCCAUGGCGGCAGACAACUCAGCUGCUACUCCUUGCGCCCCGGUGCUGCAUCAGCGGCUGACGUCGCCUGGGGUGGCGCCGGCGCUGAUGCCGUCAGAAACAGGGCCUGACGCCGACGACUCUCGUGAACCGCCUCCUGAGGGCGAUGAACAGGGGGAGGUGGAAGCGGACGAGACGGAGGCUGCAGAGGAGGAGCAGGAGGAAGCGCUUGUGGCGGAAGCUCACGGCAACGACGGCGCUCAUGAAGGGGAGCAGCCGCAGCCACAGGAGGAGGCUGGGGUGCCAGACGGGGACGACGAGUCUGCUGGGAAAUACCACAACCAGAACGGCGCUGGUGGCGGCGGCGCUGAGCAACCCAUCGAGGCACAUGCGGGCGCAUCCAAGGGUGCUGCUGCCGCUGGCACCGCCGCCCCGCAGACGGAUGGCGACUGGAGCAAGGAGCAGGACCAGCUGAUCAUGCGGGCAAUCUUCAUGUUGGGUCAGGGCCCUGCAACCUGGCAGAGCAUCUGGCAGCAGCUGGGCGGGUUGAGGAGUCUGGAGGAGGUUGAGCAGCGAGGGAAGCAGCUGGUGGCACGGAUGAUGUCUAUGAUGCUGUGAGGGGGGCCGGCAGGGUGGGAGGUUGGGGUUGCCAUGGUGGUUUUGAGGGUGGGCCAUGUGUGGCAGGAGCUUUGGGGAGGGCUGCUGCAUGGGAGGGGCCGUUGGCAAGAGCUUCCUCCUGCUGAGUUGAUGACCCAUAAGAACACAAUUGCAUUGCUAACCUGGUUGCAUUUCUAAUGGACCAAAAUGAGUUUACUCCUUUGUUCCUGGAUUUACUUGUAUAUGAGGAGAUAUUAUGACGUGUAGAUCCUAGUGAACGCACCUAAACGAAUCGACGUGUGUGUAUGGUGUCGACUUCAUUGUGUUGGGCCGCGUACGCAAUUAGGACGGGGAUGGCGUUUUAACGUCCUCUUUGCUGGAGACUUGAAAACACUGUGGCUGGCUAUACGACACACCAUGCCAUGGCAUGGGGCUCUAGGACAUUCUUGGACUUAGUGGUGGUGAGGUUGGUUAAUGGUGGACAGUGUGCCUGAAGUGACGAGGCCUACAAAGGGAGCCUCUGGGGAUAAAGCGGAGAAGGCGGCAGUUGUUGGACGCCAACUGCCACGAUGCAUAUCUCGUGCCAGUACCGUUGCAGGACUGAGCAUUGUUAUGUACUAAUAUCUUGACGUUUAGCUAGACGUUUGGUAUUCAAGGCCUGCGCCACAGGAACAAGGUAAGGCCAACGGUAAUUGACGAAGGAAGGAGUUAGUUGCAGGCUUGGGGUUGAUGUUUUUGUGGGGGCUAUUGUUGGAAUCGGUUGAGCUUCUUGUUUGUGGGCUUCAACUCUGGGUGGUCGUGUGGAGAAUACCCGCCGUGAAGCGUGGGUAGCGCUGUUUGCUGCGCACGUCUGGUUUUUCCCUCUCUUCCUGCGCGAUCUGGUGGUUCCUCAUACUUUGGACAUAAGCAUGCCGCAUUCUGCUGUGUUCGGCCUCACCGUGUAUUUAGAGUAAGACUCAUCAUAUACAGGCCCUAGUUGUGCCUUAUGAGUCAUGAGAGAACUUGCCCACAUCAUUUCCAUGUAAAGAUGCGUUUAUGGAUGUUGACGACGUUUCACCCAAACUGCG